CCGGAGAGUCGGAGCGGACUAUCACUUUGAAGCGAACCAGCCAAGCAGCUUGUAACAUCAAUUUUGCAGCCACCAUGGAACAACUUCUCUAUCUCGCAAAGAUUCAGCUGUUUCUGGUAGUUAUUUGUAUGGCGACACAUACGGCGUCACCAAUCAAAUGCUUCAAGUGCCAAUCAGAUGGAAUCCAAAACAUUUCUUGCGCAAGUGACUAUCAAGCAGAGGAAUGCGGUCUCGAUUCGAAUGGACGAGCUUACAACGCCUGCUAUUCGCGCAACCAAACCAACGACUUUCCCGCCAUUGGAGUCCAGUUUACGGAGGAUAAAGGAUGCGCCUUCCAUGGAGAAUGCGAUUUUUUAAGAACAAUAUUGUGUCACGAUACCUAUGGCUUUUUACGGAGCUGUUUUCUUACUUGCUGCGUGGAAGAUUAUUGUAAUCAAGGUAGUUUGAAUUUCCCUGCAGAGCCAACGACAAUUAGAAGGGAUAUCACUACAACAACCAAACCAACGACAAGCAGCGAAAAAUCUUCACGGAAAUCCAUAAUUAUCACAAAACCAACAGUUACGAGUUCAGAUUAUUUACCAAAGAGUUGUCAAUAUGUCGUUUUCAUAGUGACAAUAUUCUUGAUACUUCUAGUUUUAAUUUAAGGGAUGAGGUCAAAGCAAUUAUCUCUGUGGGGGGAGGGGGAGGAGGGGGGUGGAAUUUGUGGUUCCAAAAACCGUGCGGGGAUCGACUUUAAAAAUAUAGAGUCGAUCCUCGCAUGGUAUCAUUACUUUAAUGUCGUCCAGGGCUAAUUUAAUAUUGAGCUCAAUGAAUGAGGCAAUCUUUUAACUAAUCGAAAAAUUAGAUCCCACUUGCUCAACUGUUAAUUUAUAUUUAAUAUCUUGACUACUUUUUCCCUUGAAUUAAUGGAGACCCUUAAAGUUACGACUCUUUCUCAAAGAACUCAAGUCAAGACGGCCUUCAAUCAAACUGACUUUACUGUGGUUGGUUGUUGCUAUCGUCAUUUGUUUGAUAUCCGUCUAUUUGUUAACCAGACAUUGUUUUAAAGUCACACUAUUCAUUUACAUUCUUUUUUUUUUCUUUUUUAACUUAAAACUUAAAAACUUUUUUUUUACAAAAUGAAAGUGGAAGCGAAUAAAAAUAAGUAUUUAUCAAAAUAAAAGGAAAAAUAAACCCUCAAAUAUUAUAUAUCUUUACAAUGUAAUAGCAAAGCUUUAUAUUAGCUUGUGUAAG
Messenger RNA from Actinia tenebrosa (Australian red waratah sea anemone), 1233 nucleotides. RefSeq lists its product as uncharacterized. Lineage: Eukaryota; Metazoa; Cnidaria; Anthozoa; Actiniaria; Actiniidae. The record is from RefSeq and is a predicted model, not a curated record.